AUGGGUGAGGCCGAGGCGCCACACGCGCAGGCCGCUGCGGCAGCGUCUGCCUCGCGCGGCGCCUUCGCCACGCGCGGCAGGCCGCCCCGCCGCAGGGGCGGCGGUGGCGAGCGAGGAGGCGGGUGGGGGGAUCGAGCAGCGCGCGAGCGCGGCCCGAGCGGGGCGGAGGCCGAGCAGCCGCAAGGCGACGCCUCCCUCGCAUCUGCCUCGCAGCCCUCCGCGGGCGCGGCUCGAGGAGGUGGAGGGAGGCUUCGAGGGGGGGAGGCGGCCGCGGCGCGCGCGGCGGACGACGACGAGGCGGCGGCAGCGUGUACUACCGCCCGCGCGGCGGAGUGCGCGAGCGACGAGGAAAACUCGUCCGCAGACGAAGGCCAGGGCGCGGCGGCGACCCUCUCGCCGCGGCGCUGGCCUCCCCACUCCCGCGCGAAGGGCGACGCGGCAGCGGCCGCGAUCGACGCGCUCGCGCCUAAGCACGAGUGCAUUCUCUGUUACGAGACGUCGCCAUGCGUGGCGGUGGGGCCCUGUCAGCACAUUUUCUGCUGGCUCUGUGCGCUGCGGCUGCGCCUCUUCCCGCCUUACAAUCCCGUCUGUCCCUUCUGCAAAGUCUCCACGCCGUACCUCCUCCUCCUGUACCUGCCCUCGCUGGUUCCCGCGACCCUGGGGCGCUUCGCGGCGCGGCUCGCGCAGAACAGCUUGCCGGCGGUCCUGGCGCAGAGCUUCCUGUCUCCACCUUUCUUCACGGAGGCCGCGGCGCUCGCCCUCCCGAGUCACCUGCGCGACGCUGGAAGCGCCUUCUGCUUCUCCUCGCCGGCGGUGCGCCGCCUCACCGAGGUGGUGCUUCAGUUCCGCUGCUGGGUGCCCGCCUGCCGCGCUGCUUGGCUGCAGGACUUUGUCUUCUGCGAGGACCAAGACGCGCUCGAGGCCGAGAUGUGCGAGGCGCUCGCCGCGCGACAGAAACUCCCCUCCAAAGACGGCGGCGAGAAGAAGGGCCGCAGGAACAGCGUCUCGGAGCGCGACGCUCGUGGCGGAGUGGGAGCGGGAGGAGGAGGAAGCGGGAAUUCGGCGAGCGCGGGGAGUCGCGGGGGGGCGGCGCCCGAGACGCCGACGUUCGCCUUCCCCGAGCCGACCUACGCACCUGGAGGGGGGGGGCAGACCUCCGCCGGCGCCUUCAGCUCGCUGCAGCAGCUCGGCGUGCACACGCAGAAGUGGCACGGAGGCGACAGCUACUGCAGCGUCUGCGUCGCGGGUCGCCCGCAGCUCCUUCUCCUUGAGCAUUGUCUGUACCCCGCGGACCUCCUCAACGUCCACCUGCAGCAGAACGCGAGCGGCGGGGGAAAAGCCUCGGGGCGCGCGGCCGAGAGCCAGGUGUACGUACACCCGAGGUGCCGCGUGUGCAAGGAGAGGUGCCUGGACGGAGACGCGCUGCUGUUGCACGUGAAAAACAAUCACUUUCACUGCGCGCUGUGCGAGGCCGACGUGGUGAAGGCGAACGCGGAGGCGCAGGAGCGACUUGCGGAUAGACAAGCGGGCGACAGGCGGGGGGGGGGCGGUGCGCGAGGCGAAAACGAGGGCCGGCGAAGGCGCGACGCCGACGGCUCAGGACAAACCGAAAUCGCCGACCUCAUUCCAGUCUUCUCCACGCUGCCGCAGCUGCAGCAGCACUACCGGGAGCUGCACCAUCCGUGCCCGCACACGGAGUCCUGUCCGCUGACUGUUUUCCGCGACGAAACCGAGCUGCUGCUUCACUUGGCUACGCGCCAUGGAACGCCGUCCGCCGUGCUCUCCUCGCGUCUGUAUGGCUCAUCGUCCUCGUCCGCGAGCGCCGCGCGCGCAAGCGCCGGCGAGCCCGCGCCGUCUGGGGGCUCGCAGCGCGUCGCGGUGCCGCUGGCGCUCUGCUUCAACUACCGGACCUACAAGCAGGAGCAGCAGGGGCGGCAGACGCAGGGCGGCGCCGCUGACCGCCGCAGAGGGCGCCAGAACAACGCUGGCGCGACCCGAGGCGCCUCGCCCCUCCGCACCCACACCUCGCCCCGCGACCGCAGCGCCGAGCCCGCCUCCGCCUCCGCUCGGCGCCGGCGCGAGGAGAAAGGGGCAAGAGGCCGCCGGCGCUCCCCAGACGUUGGAAGGGAUGGUGACGAAGAGGGUAAGCGCGUGUUCGAAGAGGACGAACCACGCGAGACAGAAGAGGAAGAAGAAGAGAGAGAUGACGAGGCGUGCGACCGGGGCCGGAGGCCAUUCGCGUCGCCCUCGCCGCCGCCGGGGCUCACGGGCUCUUCGGCGCGGAACGGCGUCCCUUUACUGCCCCCGGGUCUUGCGUCUCCGCAGCAGCUCGCCGCCGAGGCGUCGUCGCCUGCAGACUCCGCGACGUCCGCUUCGGUGCUGUUGGAGUGCCUCUGUUGCGCGCUGUCGCUGCGCCAGAAGGAGGAGCUCGCCGACGACUUGAACACCGCGUACGCGUAUGCGCUCGCGACGUGGAGCGCGGAUGCGCUGCGGUCUGACGAAGAGGCAAAGGGCUACUUGAACCGCGCCUCGCGGUGUAUCGACAGCCUGACGAUUCCCCACCAACAGCAGCAAGUUCGCGACGCCCUGCGGCUGCUGCGCGAGGCGGAGAAGGCGCAUGCCGCGUCGGCGGGCGCCGCGGAGGACGCCGCGCGUCGUCCGCAGGAUCGCACGAGUCUUUUGACCCAGACCGUCGCCGUCUAUGUCGCGAGGCUCGUCGCCGCCCUCUGGGGCUUCCCCUCCUCGGCAGACAGCGCGCGACAGGCGCGCAACGCCGGCGACAGCACGCGAGCGAUCGUACUCCCCACCCUCGUGAGUCAGCAGGCGGCCUCCUCUUCGUCGCUGCGAGGGGCGCGGUCAACGGUUCCGCCUCCACAGUCCUUCGCGGCUCGCCUUCUGCUUCUCCUCGUUCUCGGCGUCGCCGCGCCGUCGUCCGCUGCACACGCGGCGGGGGGCGGGCGCGGAGACCCCGCCGGGUCCGAGCAGCGCCAGCAGAUGCUUCUCGAGGGCCUUAAGGCCGCGCACGACGCCGUCGCCAGCUGCGUCUCCGCGGCCCUGGAGCCCAACGCGCCCCAGGAGACGGCGGGGUCGUGCGCGGACGGCGCCUCGCUGGCGUCUUGGCGCGACCGGGGCGGGGCGAGCGAGAAGGCCCAAGACGCAGCGGACGCCAACGGGCUAUUGGCGCGGAGGCGCGGGAAAGGCGAAGAGGAGGAAGCCCAGAAAGGUCAGGGCUCCACAAAGAAGGAGAACGAGGAGUCGCAGAAGCCGCGUCGGGCCGCGUGUCCGCCGGUGCGGAGCUUCCUGCCUCUCUGGGAGGAAGACCGCGGCGCGAUCGUGUUUGGUCAGGAGAACAACUUCUUGCAGGCGCUCUCAUGGAUCGUUGAGAAGCUGGACGCGCAUCUCGGCGUGGACGCAGACGACGAGGCAGAAGCGAAAGUUGAGCGAGUCUCGCUGGGCGUUCCGCAGCAGCUGCGGAAGGGCGGGAAGCACCUCGGCGCUCGCCUGCCGCAGAACAGACUUAACGCUAGCAGAGGCCCCGCGUGGACGGCCGAGCCGGCUUCGAAGGCCGCGAAGCAAAAGACUAGCGAGAAAGAUAGAAAAACAUGCGAAAUCGCAGAGACCGAAGCCGCUCUCUGCGACGCUGUCGCCCUCCGCUCCCAGCUGGAACUCCAGCAGCUGGCUCUCCUCUCGCGCGACUUGGCGCCCUUCAUUCAGAGCACGAAGCUUCUCGAAGAUAUUCAGGCUCUCGGGCCGACCUACUACCGUCUCCGUGGAAGUUCCGCACGAGAGGGCGCUGUGACGCAGUGGCUGGCCCGGUGCCAGGCGGCGCUCGGGCCUGCGCAGGACGCCGAAAUUCGUACGCUGCUCCUGUAUCUCCGCGCCGCUGCUGCCCAGAGACCUGAACGAGAGCAACUUGACGAGUUUCCGUCGCUUCCGCCCUCCUCCGCUUCUUCGGCAGCAGGUUGCGCAGGCGCGAGGCACUCCGCAGCUCCUGCAGGCCACGGGCCCUCCUCUGGCAAUUGGGUCCGACCUGGCGCGGGAGCGCGGUUCGACGCACGAGGUCGCGCCGCGGACUUCCCCGCUCUGCCGUCGUCGUCCGCGCCGGCUGCAGGCAACGGCGGGCGCGCGAGGAACCUGUGGGGCGAGCCUGACUCGCGCCUCAUCCCGCGCCCUGUCUGUGCAUCCCCUGCGGCAACUCCGCAGGGGCCGAGCUCGAGUUCGGCGCCGCAGAGUGCGGCGAGCUCAGGCUCGCCGUCCUCCGCGGCCGCGUAUCCGCCCCUGCCUUCGCUGCGUAAGCCCGCGAGCGCGCGGGGGGAGUCGGCGCAGAAGGAGACAGGCACGCGACGAGACCGACCAGGCGCGAGUGCGUGGAGCCGGCGCGACGAAGAAGGCCCCGGGCGCGGAGCCCAAGAGGGUGAAGACAGCGACAGGGUUGCGUGCCCCGCCUGCACGUACGCGAACAACGCCAUGCGCGCGUCCUGCCAGCUGUGCGGACAUGCUUUGAGCGGCAAGAAAGGCAGCAAACCGAAGAAAACCCUUCUUCAUUUCGGCUAG
Besnoitia besnoiti is the source of this 4554-nucleotide messenger RNA. RefSeq lists its product as uncharacterized. Bases 1 to 4554 code for a protein of 1517 amino acids. The record is from RefSeq and is a predicted model, not a curated record. Lineage: Eukaryota; Apicomplexa; Conoidasida; Eucoccidiorida; Sarcocystidae. Gene Ontology annotation, molecular function: ribosome binding; ubiquitin protein ligase activity. Gene Ontology annotation, biological process: protein ubiquitination; rescue of stalled cytosolic ribosome. The transcript is spliced from 7 exons.